GGUGGGGAAGAGGAAUUCAACAGCCCCCCUAGUGGAAUUAUUUUUAGAAAAAAAAAAGUCCAUUCUAAAAAUACCGAGUAAAAGGGAUGAGGUAGGGGGAGCUUCUCUGAGUAGUUAUGACAGGCCUGAAUCCAAUACUCAUAAGGUGGACGGAGACUAGAAGAAGCAGGUCAAUAAGAAAAGUUAGUGCAUUCAUCUACUGUAGCGUAUCGGCCCUCCUCAAAAUCCCCAAAUGUAAGCCAGAUCAUCGAUGCUGCUGGUAAGUAAUAAAAUUGUGUUUCGUUUGCUGCAAAUUUGUCUCUUUCUCGUAAGAAAGAAGGGAAUUCGGUUUAUUAAGAAAACCUUUACCAACAUGUUUUUUUUCAUUUUCUAGGUUGAAAUGUGACCUUCGCUCCAAUGGGAGACUGGAACUUACUGGGUAAACUUCUUGAAAGUGCACAAGAACAUUCUACGGUAGUGGGAAAGGUCUGGCUAACGGUCCUUUUCAUUUUUCGGAUUCUCGUUUUAGGAACGGCCGCAGAGAAAGUUUGGGGAGAUGAGCUAUCUGGCUUCACUUGCGACACCAAACAGCCUGGUUGUCAGAACGUUUGUUACGACCAUACCUUUCCUAUUUCACACAUCCGGUUUUGGGUGCUACAGAUCAUCUUUGUGUCUACGCCAACCCUGAUCUAUCUGGGACAUAUUCUACACCUUGUGCGCCUAGAAGAAAAGCAUAAACAAAGACUGAAAUUGAGGCAAAGUAAAGGAGAAGUGCAGGGUGACAAACAGCUGCUCCUCACGCCAACCAAGCAACCAAUCAAAGAUGACAUGGGUAAAGUACGCCUGCGUGGAGCUCUACUCCGAACGUAUGUGUUCAAUGUUCUCUUCAAGACACUGUUUGAGGUAGGAUUCAUUGUAGCACAAUACUUCCUGUAUGGAUUCCAGCUGCAGCCCCUUUACACCUGCAGCCGCUGGCCCUGUCCUAAUACAGUUAACUGUUACAUCUCCCGACCCACAGAAAAGACAAUAUUUAUUAUCUUCAUGCUGGCUGUUGCUGGUUUGUCUCUGCUGCUCAAUCUGAUUGAAAUUUAUUACUUGGGAUUCACAAAGUGCAGACAAGGCUUAUCCUCCUCUGGAUGCGAGACUGUGCCUAAAUCACAAACCAAAACUGGAAACAACACCCUUACCCAUAUUAUUCCACAUUUCCCCCACUACUCUCCACCUGAGCGGAAUUCAGUUUUCAGCCCAGCUCUUCCAUUCCCAAUUUCUUCCAAUAAGAACACUCCCAAUGCACUGGACAGCAGCCACGCAGCCCGGAAACAGAACCGAGAGAACCAGGCUGUAGAACGCAAUGGGAUUCCAGAACUUAAUGUAGCAUCAGAGAGCAGUAGCGAAAUGGACCGAAGUGAAAAACAGAGGAUGCCCAGCAGAAACAGCAGACAGAGUAGCAACAGAUCCCGGCCUGGGGAUUUAUCAGUAUGAUAGAAACCUGCAGACAGGUGAACUAGCAGUGCAUGUAAUGUAGCACAAACUCCUGCUUAAUUGUUUGGGAACCGGGAACAGACUCCAAACUCGAUGUCUUAUUGCAUUCAGAGUGUUCAUAACAUUCUUAUUGAUAUUAAGAUGCUCAUAACAUUCUAUUUAAUGAACCAGUUUUAUUGUAAAGGAGCUUGAUUUGUGUUUACCUCACUUGUACCUAUAAGGUGACCAGUUAAGAAAUCUAUAUAACACACAUUAAGCAUCAUUACUUGAGUUAGCUAGUUACUAUGAAAAUGGCAUUUUAGCUAAUUCUUUUUUUUUUCCUCCCCAAGCGGUUUCUUAAUUUCAGUGCUAGACUGGACACUUCAGAGAAGCAGUAUCCUCUCCCCCUAUAUUGAAAGUCGCCAAUUAAACUUGUGCAAAAUUUAGUUUGGGCCAGUUCGACCGAAUCAAAAUUCUUUUAAUCCACACCCAAACGAAUUGAUCUACCUGGGAAGUAGUUUAUUUUCUUUAUGAACUGAUUCAUUCGGCUGUGGAUUUAAAGGGAAUUUGAGUCAGAUGAACUAAUUGAAACUAAUUUUCGCACAAAUUUACUGCCAAUGAUAACUGGGGAAGAGUAUGGUUGACCGCGAGUCAAGUGUAGAUGGGGGAGAGGAAAGGGGAAAAAAAAAGGGGGCAAUGAUAAAAGUACAUUUAAAAAACAUUUUUUUUUGUAUUUGUGUAGACGAAGAUCCGAAAUGGUGUGUUUAUAAAAUGGACAGUAGUUAUUAACUACUGGUCAGGCAGCCCUUGGUAAAACAUCACCACAACAUAAAACUCUGUAUGAUUUAUUAAUUUAACAUAGAGGAAAUGUAUGCUUUGUGGGGAAAAAGAAACAAAGAAUAUGAACAGUAAGAUUUUAUUUAUGUACGUUUUCAUAACAGACUUGUAUUGAAAAGACUGCAAGAUUGUCCUGCAACACAUUUUUUAAAAUUUAUUUUUGCAAUGUGUUGCAGGCCUUUGUCAUUUGGGCUGUAACCUUCCAAUCACAUCUAAAAAUAAAUCUCAUCCUUUGCUAAAACCAAAGAAGUUCACAGUUUGAUUUUCUGUAGUUUUUAAACUGCAGAAUUAAUUCACAACGCUGACCACGAGUGCUGAGUUUUAUCAAACAUAGCCACAUUUUUCUAUAUUCCAAAAAUAUAGGAGUUUAUUCAAUAAUCCCUUUAACUGCGAAGAAUUGCUUAAACGAUUGCAAAUUUUAGACCAAAUAUUUUGGCCCAAACUUUGCAGUUAUCCUGUCAAUUCUCCACAGUUUCUGAGUUAACGAAUAAAAUCCAUAAUCUCAAAUUAGCACAAUGCUACAAAAGCAAGGAGUUUGCAAUCACUCCAUCUCUCUACCACUGCAAAUCCAUUAUAGAAUCAUAUUUGGUACGUUGAGGGGUGAACACCAUAUUACUAGAAAAAAGAAAACCUUUUAAAUUUGUGUUUGUAUGUCUGGUGCAAAAGGAACGGCAGGAAUUAAAUGGGCCCCUCCAAGCAUCAUAACCAUUUCUCGUUACUGGAGUGGUUAUGGUGCUAGAAAAUGUGUCCCUGUAAACAAUUUUUCAAAUCAAUGCCAUUUUAUUUCAUAUACUUGGGUGUCCAGAUAUGAUAUUACUCUCAUUCCAUAUGACAUUUGUGGAAGCAUUUACUGCUCCAUGCCACGGGCUACUUGGACAGGGUGAGCAAGCAAUGUAUGCUCAUAUAGUAAUACAGUCUUUUAAAUGUGCAGGAGCUGUACUAUGAGUGCACACAGCACUAUACUCAGCACAGAAAACAUUAUAAUGGCCAUGAUGCUUAAGAAGUACAUUAGUGUGACUGUACAAUAAGUUCUAAAACCUUAAUAUAUGGUGGUGGUGGUGGGGAGAGAGGGAGAAAUAAAAGAAAACUAAUUAAAUUUAUUUUUGCAGCAUAGAGUGUUUUGGGCUCCCUGUGUUUUUUUUUGUUUUCUCAAUUCGAGCCUACUCUAAAUUUAUUUGGCAUGGCACAAACAUAUCUGUGUAAUGACAAGACAUUUGGAAAUGACACGGGCCACAAGCAGCCGUGUAGGGGAUGCAAUUUUCUUUCUUGAUUUUCACUUUUAGCUUCAGCGUAUGUUGGUGUAAAACCAAGGAAAUGCUGCGGUUCCUGAACAAUCUAAAUAUAUGACGACAAUAAAAAAGGUGUGUGGUAUGUCCCUCGAAACUCAAAGUCUACAGCCAUUUUGCAUCUAUUUAAACAAUUUAACAAGAAACAGAUAUUGUAACCCACUGGCACAAAAACUGGAUAAUGAAGAGCGAUCUGAAAUGUGAACAGCAUGAAUAGACUAUUUCAUUAAAAUUCAAAGGUGCUUAAGCAUUUUGGACACAAAUGUAGCGAAUAUGAAUGGAAAACAAUAUACUGCUGCAACCCUCUUUUUGUGUCUGUAUAUGUGUAGGAGUAUAUAUGCUUACACACAUUAACUUGCACCAGGUAGGAGGAGUUGGGUGUGGAUAGGAGAGGCUGUGUGUAAAAGGCAGUGUGUGCGUGAUUAAGUGCUAAAGUAAUUAAAAUCUAACACCUGCAUUCUCCUUAUUAACAAAUAGGAAAUGUGUGGUAAGAAAAGAUAACCUCUCGUAUCUCACUGAAUCCAGACGAUAAUCAGAUAACGAUAUGAAAUACCAAGAACUGCGUGUCCCAUCGUAAUACGUUUAAUCCGGAUUCUCUUCAAUCAACCUACUGCGGCCACUUCGUGUCGGUUUGUUUAUUCAGGUCUGUUGAGAUGGUAGUGUUGAUACACUGCUGCUCCUGCAGAUUAUUCUGGGAGAAGUAUGUGUUGUGGCAGCAGUUGUUCUGCAUUCAAGGGUCUAAAGUCUAAAAGGGGGAGGAAAACAGGGACAGCUUUUUCAGCAUGUCCAUGAUAUUAAGAGGCACAAUAAUGCAGCCAAACGGUAAUGGUGGGCUCAGGCCUGUCCUAAAAUACACUUACAGGGCAUAAAGUGUCUGAAAUAUAGAGUACUUACAACACAGAAUAGUAGCCAAAGGCAGCUGUAUGUAAAGGCAGUUCUACUAUGGAAAUAAAAAAUAAAAAAAAACAAAAAAACCCCCCCAGUUAUUACAAUAUUAACACUCUGUAUUUGUUAAGGGUCUUCCAGCCAUUCAUAUGAAGGAAUUAAAACCAUUUUAUUUGCAAUGAAAUUUUCCCAACACACAGGGCUCUGCCAGGACCUGGCACAUGACAAGUGUGAAUAUGAGGCGGGCGCAAAGGGCACGCGCAUAAAAACAAUAUUUACAUGUUUGAGCAGCUGAACCCAUUCAGAGGUUACAUCCCCACCCCCACCCCACCACCCAAAAAAAA
Pelobates cultripes (western spadefoot toad) is the source of this 4792-nucleotide messenger RNA. Lineage: Eukaryota; Metazoa; Chordata; Amphibia; Anura; Pelobatidae. The record is from the annotation of a GenBank genome assembly.